Messenger RNA from Lytechinus variegatus (green sea urchin), 8073 nucleotides. Its product is annotated as kinesin-like protein KIF14. Gene Ontology annotation, biological process: microtubule-based movement. The record is from RefSeq and is a predicted model, not a curated record. Gene Ontology annotation, cellular component: kinesin complex; microtubule. Gene Ontology annotation, molecular function: ATP binding; ATP hydrolysis activity; microtubule binding. The transcript has 27 exons. The coding region runs from base 126 to 4460 and encodes 1444 amino acids. Lineage: Eukaryota; Metazoa; Echinodermata; Echinoidea; Temnopleuroida; Toxopneustidae.
GCUUUUCGAAAACUUGUUUUGUGUGCUGCAGUCUCAGAAUUGAUACAAAGUCUGACAUUUACUGGGUGAAAUUAUUCAAUUUCAUUGUGGUGGUUCCGGAUUGACCACACAAUAGUCCCUUCAUCAUGUUUGGACCAGUAAGGUCAUCAAAGAGAGUGCUCUCUGAUCGCCAGUCCAACGAAAACUUGCCAACCCCUAAAAGACAAGUUUCGCAGUGGACAACACCCACCAGGACCAAAGAGAACAGAAGACCAUCUAACCAGACAGGUGCCAGCCCAUCGGUUAGCCGGCGCCCUUCACAACAUCAUGUGAGCUCCAGCCCAUUCCACCAAUUUAAAACUCCUACAAGGCCACCAAGAUCGAUUGACACUGCUCAAAGCACACCAGACUGCUACAGCAAGGUAGAGAUAGGCACCCCAAGACGGGCUUCAAAUAGUGCAAGCUCCAAUGACAGCGAUGUUAGCAGUAGCGGGGAUCAUGGAUUUAGUGUUACCGUCGGUGUCAGAGUGAGACCCUUCAACGACAGAGAAAAAGCUGACCGUGAUGUAAAGUGCGUCAUAGGCAUGGACGGCAACGAGGUUCAGAUGUCUUCGCGGUAUGGCCAGUCCAGCCACUUCUGCUAUGACCAUUGCUUUUGGUCAGUGGACAGGACAAGUGCAAACUUCUCUGGUCAAGAAGCGGUCUACAGGGCGGUCGGUCAACCACUCUUGCAUAGCGCCUUUGAAGGCUACAACACCUGUCUCUUUGCGUAUGGACAGACGGGCUCAGGGAAGUCAUACACGAUCAUGGGCUCCAGCGAGGAGAAGGGGAUCAUCCCCAGGUUCUGCAGGGAUCUCUACAGGAGGGUGGAGGAUCCCCAGGAGACCAAGGUCUCCUUCAAGGUGGAGGUCAGCUUCUUUGAAAUCUACAACGAGAAGAUCCAUGACCUCCUUGCCCCUGCCGUGGAGAAGACGGAGAAGUGGGAUAAGUCGACUCCGAAAAAGAUCACACUUAAAGUUCGGGAACAUCCUACCCAGGGUCCAUAUGUGGAGGGACUGUCUACGUUUAAAGCUAAUUCCUAUGCUGAUAUUCACUCCUGGAUUGAAUUGGGUAACAAGCAACGAGCCACUGCUGCUACAGGCAUGAACGACAAGUCUAGUCGUUCCCAUUCGGUCUUCGUCAUCAUGAUGACAAAAACAAAGAAAGAGUUAUUCGAUGGUGAAGAACACAUCCACAGUGUGACCUCAAAGAUCAACAUCAUUGACCUAGCAGGAAGUGAACGUUGUGCGGCUACAAACACCACAGGUGACCGGCUAAAGGAAGGGGCUAACAUCAACCGUUCACUGAUGACAUUGGGCAAGGUCAUUUCAGGGCUCUCUGACAAAUCUCUCAAUCCAAAGAAGAAGGUCUUCAUACCUUAUAGAGACAGUGUUCUCACAUGGUUGUUACGAGAGAGUUUAGGAGGGAAUGCCAAGACUGCCAUGAUAGCCACUGUUAGCCCUGCCAGCACACAUAGCGAAGAAACACUGAGCACGCUCAGAUACGCCAAGCAGGCACGCUCUAUCAUCAACGUCGCCAAGGUCAACGAGGACCCAAAUGCCAGGCUUAUAAGAGAGCUGAGGACCGAGAUUGAAAAGCUCAAGUCCAUGGGAUACACCACCAGAGGAAGGAGACAGAGCGAUGAGGAGAGGAAGAAGAAUGAAGAAAUGGAAGGACUGAAGGAGAAACUGACAGAGUCCCACAGGAGGAUGACAGAAAUGGAGGAGGCAUGGAAGGAGAGAGUGAGAGAAGAAGAAACAAAGAGGAAGAAAAUCGAAACACAGCAGAAAGAGAAAUUGGAAUCUGCUUUCAAGAUAGACAACACAUUACCUAACCUUGUCAACCUCAACGAAGAUCCGCAACUUUCCGAGGUUCUACUCUAUGUCCUCAAGGACGGUGAAACGCACAUUGGUCGCACCAGCCAGAGCGCCCCCAACGGCAUCCAUCUGAACAGUGCCCUCGUUGAAGAAGAUCAUUGCUUGAUUGUGAACAAUGGUUCAUAUGUGACUGUGAGGCCUGUGGAUGAUGCAGAGACAUAUGUGAACGGAGACAGGAUACAUAGAUCAAGACGGUUGCAUCAUGGAGAUCGGGUAGUUGUUGGCAACUAUUAUUUCCGUUACAACGAUCCUAAAGAAGUACGUCACAAAGGAAGGAGGUCAAAGGUCAAUGUUGACUUUGAGUUUGCCAGGAACGAGCUUGCAAAUGCACAAGGAUCAAGAUUACAAUCGGAGAAGGAAGAAGCCAGACUACAGACACAGAAAGAGAUGUUGAAGGGUAUUGAAGAAGCAAAGAAAGCAGCUCAAAAGGAACUUGAAACACAGAGGAGAAAUUAUGAAAGAAAAAUCAAAGAGCUGGAAAAUGAACUUAAAAAUAUGUCAAUGAUGGGUCAUAAGAAAGAGGAGAGUCUUCGACAGAGGACGGAUAACAGAGUUGAUGAAUUACAACAAGAAAACAAGAUGUUGAAGCAGGAGCUGGAGUCUAACAGGAGACGCCUGGAGCUGGAGACGAGGGAGGCUCGCAGGGCCCUGGAGCAGGGUACCACCCAUCAUACCAGGAUCCUGCAGGAGCUGGAGAAGGAGAAGGAGCGGCUCCUGAGGAGUGUGGAGACAUUGCAGGAGGCUCAGAGGGAGCGGAGGCAGAGGAAAGGAGCCGGGAGGAUGGAGCAGGGGCUCCAGGGCAGGAGGGAUCUGCUCCAGCUAUCCAUGAGGCUCCAGGAAGCUAACAAUAUCAGUGACAAACUCAAGAGACACUUAACGUUCAGCAGGCAUGACGAGGAGACAUUGAACCAGAGGUCAGAGGUCACCAUAAGGGUCAAUGACACAAAGAAGGGGCUAAUGACCUUCUGGUCACUGGAAACAUUUGAAGAAAAGCUCCUUCAGAUGAGAGAGGCAUUUCAGGGUAACUGUACGGCUCGAGAGGUUGACGCCAUAUUCACAAGUCAAAAUGGAAGCUGGGAAAAGGAUUUCAAACUGGAUUCACCGAUCGCACACAGGCAAUUCACGUGCUUGUCACGAAGCGAUCCCUCAACCACAACUCCCAUGAGAUCAUCGUCCACCAGCAGCGCUCCGCAUCAGCAGCCUUCCUCGGUUGCCCAUGGAAACGUCCUGGAUGCCAUUGCAACAUCCUGCCUUCGUCACCUAGCAAUGGGAGUGAUGAGGCAAGGUGGGAGGGAGGAGGAUGGGGAACACACCCUUGCUGACAGGACCAUCGGAUGCAUGCACCGGUUGUUGGUUGCCAUGGAAACACUGAGAGGUUCCGGCACGAGAGGGGGAGGUGAUCCCAUUGAAUCAUCCAUCCUAGAGUCGACAAUAUCCAUUGACCUUUUCACCUCUCUCUCACAACUAUGGGCCACCAUGGUACAUAGGCAAGACGAGCUUCAUGGUCAACGCCGCACUCAUCAGGCCAAAGCCAGCCAGGGUUUGGUUGAGCAGAUGGAAGAAUGCAGCCAGAAAUUGGCCAAGACAAUCUAUCAUGUGUUACAGAAUGUCACAAAAGUUGGGAACAGAGAUAACCAUAGAGGUAUGAGUGAGAUGCAGAAAGACCUUAUAUUCACUGCACGUAUAUUGGGAGAGCUUUGCUUCAUCACAGAUACUCCAUGCUGGUCUAUUGGUCAAGGAGAACAUGAGCAAGAUGAACAAAUUGACUUCAAACUGAAGCAAGGUUUCUUGGACGGUGCUGAUGUAUUUGUCGAUAAGACGAUUCAGGAAAGCCUCACUGCCAUUGGUCAGUUUGAAAUGCAGCUUCGUUCUGCCCUCCAUGAUCACAAUCUUAAAGGGGAGGUCAAGAAACCACUAGACCUGGUCCUAUCUAUCUCCACCUCAGCCAAGAUCCUUCUCAACAAGACCCAGGAGGCCCAGCUGGAACUGACCAGUACCCAGACCAGUCCAGAGGACCAGUCUAGACCAGGAUCAUACUAUGGUCAGUCCUAUGCCCGGAGUCUGAGUUUGUCCGGGGAGGUCCACGAUCUGAGAAGCCACAUUCAAGAGCUCUACGAUGUCAUUGUUACAGGAUGGAAAGGAAACCCAUCGAAUGAUGGUGAAGGUGGUAUGAUUGGCUCAGAGUUUGACCCUCUAAAGCUCCGUCUACCGACCGAUGCCCUUCUAGUGGUGGUCAACCGUCUCCCUCAAGCCGCAUCCACCUUGGAGUUACUUGGUAACCAUGGCAAUAGUUCCACCUUCUCCGACACCUCCACCACCUCCUCGACGGACGGUCCCGGCCGUCCGACCGACCUGGUGCGCCUGGCUAGCAGACAGCUCCUGACCCACCUCAGGUCGCUCCAAGAUUACAUACGCAACACCGUUAGGAGGUCACGAAUCCCAGCGGAGUCAGAGACGGGCGUGAAGCGCAGCAAGCACGUCAGGUUUGCAGAGCAUCUCAACAAGAAGGCAUUCAUCUACAAGUAUUCAUCGAUGUCCUCCGACACCGAUUCUAGCGGGACGUGAGAUGCCGUAAGCCUUCUUUCAAAAUAAUGCAACGUGGUUAAACCCUUCUAAAUGGUCACUUGACGUAGUGAUUAUAUGAUUUAUAUUCCUCUUUCUUAUCCCAAACAUUUUGCCCCUGAAAACUUUCGUCAUUAAGUUCUUGUUCAUUUAUAUAUUCUUAGAAAAAUUGCCAAUACUAGUAGCAUUUAUCAAGUCAAAUUAUGAAAAAAGGGCUUUAUUGCCUCAUGAGAUGGAUCUCAUUCCUGAGGCAUUGCAUAGAAUUAGUUAAAAACAAGAAAUUCUAGACAAUUAGCAAGUUUUUACAUCUAGUUCUACAUGUACAUGCACAUUUGAAUUUUUACUUCAUAUACAUGUAUGUACUGGAAUCCACAAUUUUCCAACAUCAGAAAUGUUUCACUGACUAUUUGAUCGUAAGACAAAGUGAUAAUUAGCCCUAAGUUGGUUUUAGACCAGUUUUUGCUUCGACCUAAUGGCAGUUUCACCAAGUGGGUUAAGACAGAAUGCGAUGUGGAGCUAGAAGAUCUGGAAAGUAGACCAGUUGGUAUAAGACCAAGUGUUAUUUGGUCCAAAUGCCAAUUAGACCAAUUGUAUUGUAUUCUGGAAAGUAGACCCAAUGGUAUUAUACCAAGUGUUACAUGGUCCAAAUGGCAAUUUUACCAAAUGUGUUUAGACAUAAUGCAAUAUAAGGCCAGAUAAUCUGGAUAAUAGACCAAUUAGCAUUAGACCUAGUGAUGAUUGGACCAAAUAGCCAUUAGACCAAGUUGAUAGGAGAUGCAGUGGGUUUAGUCAUAAAACAGAGACAUGUACAUGUGAUACAUGGUAUGGAUUAGACCAAUUGGUAAUAUACCAAGUGAUGAUAUCUACUGCAAUUAGACCGAAUGGUGUGAGACUAGUGGUAACUGGACCAAUAGGAGAUAAGACCAAAUAGACAGUUGAUCAAAUGGGUUGUUCAUAAUUGUGGUAUGAUAUGAUUUGUAGAUUAUACCAACUGAUGUGCGAUUAUUUAAUGAUUGCACCCAAUAGGAACAUGACAAAAUUGAUUGUAAGCCGACUGGGGUAAAGACAUGUCAUAUAUUGGUCUUAGAUGCUUUGAGAAUUAGGCUACAUAUAACUGGCAUUAGAUCAAGUAGCUAUAGUCCCACAAUAUCAACACUGCCAUGCCAGGCAAAAUGAUUCACAAAACCUUUGCAACAAAACCGAAGUAACAAUUUCUUAAAUAUACAGUAAUUAACCAAAAAAAUAGUCAAAGGGGUAUGGCCGGGGGGGGGGGGCUCUGGUAAUUGACUUCAUGUAUUUAUGUAAAUAUUGGCUUAUAUGUUAAUCUUAUCGAAAUAGUACUGCUUGUUGCCCGAAAUUAAUUAGAAUGGUUAUGUAUAAAGCAUUGUGGAAACGACUAAACAAAAGGUAUAGCAUAGAAGUCUCAUAAGUGUUUCACAUCCUAGAACUGCCAGAUAUAUUUUCAGGGGGAGGGACUAUUGGGUGGUGUAAAAAGUGUACAUAUUGUCAACAUUUUAUUUCUGCAGUAUAGUAUACCUCUCAACAGACAUUUUUAAGUACAAACAUAUGUAUAUACUUGACCAGUUUAACAUGUAUUUCUAUUUCAAUGACUGAUGUUAUUUAAUCAUAAUUGGCAAUUAAUUUAUGAAUAAUGUGUAGAAAUCUUGUACAAAUUUAUAAAGACAUUUAGACAAAAUUUUGAUAAGCUAGGGUUUUCCUGAAAUCACACUGCUGUAAAUACAUCUGAAUGAAGAUUAAUGUGUAUGGAAUAUGUAUGAAAUGAUAUAUCAUAUAAAUAUUUGUAUCUUUAUGUGAGUAAAUAUUACAAUCAGUAACCAUUUUAUAUAAUAUGUGUGACUGCGCAAACAGGGAUUUACAAUAGAUAUACUUCAAGUUGUAACAUCGGUGUGUAGUUGCAAAUACUCAAAAAGAUUAUGCUCACUUAUAAUUGACGAUUCCUGGUCCAGGGGACAUUUACGCGUACAGUAGAGAGAAACUUAGAACAUUCUUGGAAUUACAAUACUUUUGAACCUUGAUUUCAAAUAGAAAUGUAAAAUGAAACAAUAUUCAAAUGAAACAAAAUACUUGAGUGUCUACAGUGUUUUUCAAGAGAAUAUAUCAAUGAAUUUACCAAACCGAAAUUGUGUUUUGUUGGUAAAGUACCCCUGCUCAGAUGAAGAAAAUAUGUAAAGUAUUGAUCAGGAGGAGUGUGUACAAUGUAUCUUCAAGUUAGAAUGGGACUAUACCUGAAACUAGAUUUCUAGAUAUUAGUAUAGAAGUCAUUACUCAAAAUAUAAUUACACAAUCUAAUUUUUGAGCAACCAACUAUGAUAGCUUACACUCCUCCCCCCAUUCCAAAGUCCUCUCCCUCUCUGUAUCUCUCUCCCCCCCCCCCCUCCUGUCAGUUCAUUGCAUAUAAAUGAAUGAGAAGGAUUAGGCCCAAAAGAUGAAAUUGCUAUCCUUCAAUUAAAUGGGCCUAGCUCCCAGCUGAGUCCUAACGAGGUUUACUGAAAGAUGCCGGCUGAAGCGAUUAGCGGCCAGCCGGCCACCGUGCAUGCCGAACAUGACCUAUAAAGUUAUGCCCAGACCAAGGCUGAAACUCUGACCACACCAUCAUUGCCAUGGUAAAACCAUUCCAGAUAUGGAAUAUGGAUCUCGGCAUGUGAAGAUGCAGAUCGGCUAUUUUUAGCAGCCGACUGUCCUUUGGUUGAGUGCCAUAAUUAAGAGAAGUGGGUGUGAAAAGAUCUCUUCUGAGUUUUGUGGUGACAGGUACUUGAUAAUGAUGACAACAACUAUAAAGAAAUUAUUGUGAACUCCAUGUAAUUAGAGGUAUCAUGAAAUUCAUACAGAACAUGAUGAACUUUGAACUUUAAUUUGGUCGUUGCUACAGUGGUGAUGGAAAGUUGGCGAACCCCUCCACAAUAUGCGCUCCUUCAUGCUGAGUGUUGAAUGUAGACAGCAACACUUCAACUUUGGGCGAGCCCAGAGAAGCAAACUUUACUGAAUGUAAUAUUUAUCACCUGACUUCACACUUAAAUAUCUAUAACAUGGCAGAAUUUGUACACUUAAAUAUGUUCAUUAUCUGGUGGGGUUUGCUAACUUUUUAGCACCUCUGUAUUAGCCUUCACCAGACCGGGCUAAUGUUAAAUUUAUAUCACAUGAAACUAGAAAAUAUAAAAAAGUAUUUAUUCCUAAGUAAAGUUUAAUGGCAAUCAGAGCAUUAAUAUAAAAGGGAAAUGGCAAUGAGCUAAAUCAUUUUUUUUUUCAGACACGAUAUUGAUGGGAAUAGAAUCUAGGGUGUUGGAAGUGAUGUAGCAUAUGGCAAUUACAGAUAAAAGAGACAUGAAGAAGUUAAGAAGUUCGUGCCAUUUCAGCAAUUGAUAGAGGCCAACAUGCCAGGUCAAGCUUCAAAAGUUCAUUUCUGUAGACUUUUGACAUAAAAAGUCUGUUGAUAGAUGUACAAUGGUUUCUUGUAAAUACCACUGUGCGAGAAUAAGCACACGUGUGUCACUCUAUUGUGAACUGCAUGCAAUCUGAAUCAUGAUGUCAAUGUAUAAUUCGGUAUGAGGGAUGAGCGCUAGAGCAAAAUAGCCCAUAAUAAAUGGAUUGAAGCUUA